This is a messenger RNA of Manis pentadactyla (Chinese pangolin), 14131 nucleotides long. It is a transcript of the gene ZNF704, whose product is annotated as zinc finger protein 704. The transcript has 9 exons. The record is from RefSeq and is a predicted model, not a curated record. Gene Ontology annotation, molecular function: DNA-binding transcription factor activity; RNA polymerase II cis-regulatory region sequence-specific DNA binding. Bases 92 to 1819 code for a protein of 575 amino acids. Lineage: Eukaryota; Metazoa; Chordata; Mammalia; Pholidota; Manidae. Gene Ontology annotation, cellular component: nucleus. Gene Ontology annotation, biological process: regulation of transcription by RNA polymerase II.
CCCAGGGAGGAAGAGGAGGAGGAGGAAGAGGAGGAGGAGGAGGUGACAAACUCUGCAGCCCCGCGCGGCGGCCGGCAGCCCGCGGUCAGGCAUGCAGGCGCGGCGUCUCGCCAAGCGCUCCAGCCUGGGCAGCCGCCGGGGGGGCGCCGCGCUGCAGGCGCCCGCCCGGGAAGGCGCCCUGCCCGGGCUCCCGCCCGCCGCCCCGGGCCCGGCCCCGGAGAGCUGGAGGCCGCCGCUGCCGCCGCCGCGCAGCGCGGGGACCGGCCCCCCUCGGGCCGCCGGCGCCGUCGCCGCCUCGUCGCCGGUGCUGCUGCUUCUGGGGGAGGAAGAUGAGGACGAGGACGGCGGGAGCAGGCGGCGGAGAGGGCUCGGGCGGGUGGAGGAGAAGCCCCGCGGGGCCGCGGAGGAGGACGAGGACGACGAGGAGGACGAGGACGAGGAGGCGGUCGUCGAGGUGGUGGACGGCGACGACGACGACGAGGAUGGCGAGGAGCGCUUCGGGCCCCUCGACCCCGGCCGCGCGGUGGCCAAGGGCCCGGCCCGGGGCGCGCUGAAGGUGGGAAGCAUUAAGCGGGAAAUGACCUUCACAUUUCAACCAGAGGAUUUAAAACGUGAUUCUAGUAAAAAAAUGUCUCACCAACACUUGUUCCCCUUGGCCAUGGAGGAAGAUGUGAAAACUACAGACACCAAAAAAUCCAGCCGAGCCCUUGACCAUGAGAAAGAAAACACUCGCUCCAUCUGUCUCCUUGAGCAAAAACGGAAAGUUGUCUCUUCCAAUAUUGAUGUCCCUCCAGCAAGGAAAUCUUCAGAGGAACUGGACAUGGACAAGGUGACAGCAGCAAUGGUACUAACCAGUUUGUCCACCAGCCCUUUGGUUCGAAGCCCUCCGGUGAGGCCGAAUGAGGGCCUCAGCGGAUCCUGGAAGGAGGCGGCCGGCGUGCCGUCCAGCAUCGGCAGCAGUGGCUACUGGAGCUGGAGCGCCCCGAGCGACCAGUCCAACCCGUCCACGCCGUCGCCACCGCUCUCCGCCGACAGCUUCAAGCCCUUCCGUAGCCCCGCGCCGCAGGACGACGGCAUCGACGAGGCCGAGGCCAGCAACCUGCUCUUUGAUGAGCCCAUUCCCAGGAAAAGAAAGAACUCCAUGAAGGUGAUGUUCAAAUGCCUUUGGAAAAACUGUGGGAAGGUGCUGAGCACUGCAGCAGGCAUCCAGAAACACAUCCGGACGGUUCAUCUGGGACGUGUUGGGGACUCUGACUACAGUGAUGGAGAAGAAGACUUUUAUUACACUGAAAUCAAGCUCAACACAGACUCGGUGGCAGAUGGACUGAGCAGCCUGGCCCCAGUUUCACCCUCCCAGUCUCUGGCUUCGCCUCCUACUUUCCCCAUCCCAGAUUCAAGCCGAACAGAAACUCCUUGUGCCAAAACUGAGACUAAAUUGAUGACACCCUUGAGCCGCUCAGCUCCCACCACCCUCUACCUCGUGCACACUGACCAUGCUUACCAGGCCACGCCCCCCAUGACCAUUCCAGGAUCGGCCAAAUUCACCCCCAAUGGCAGCAGCUUCAGCAUUUCUUGGCAGUCUCCUCCAGUUACCUUCACAGGCAUUCCAGUGUCACCGACGCACAGCCAUCCGGUGGGCGCAGGAGAGCAGAGACAGCACACCCACACAGUCUUGUCCUCCCCACCCAGAGGGACACUCAGCCUAAGGAAGCCCAGGGGAGAGGGCCGAAAGUGCCGGAAGGUGUACGGGAUGGAGCACCGGGACAUGUGGUGCACCGCCUGCCGCUGGAAGAAGGCCUGCCAGAGGUUCACCGACUGAGGGCCAGGGCCUCCCUGCCGCAGCCGUCACUCCUGCCCGCGCCUUCCGCUGCACGUUUGGGAAAGUGCUUUUCGUUCAGAAAAAAAUACACUUGAAGCCCAGGUAAAGCACUUCCAGGAACCUUGGUGGAAAUACAGCAAAAAAAAAAAGGUCACAAUCCUCAUGAUUCUUGCUGAAAAGGCCACCCAGAGAGGCUGUGACUGUUUCAUUUCCUUGAGACUGUUUCAUUUCCUUGAAAAGUCAACUUUCUUUGCUGUAUGUCUAGAUCUUAAAACUGGACUUCUAUAGCAAUUGAAUCAACAAAGCCCAUUUUACCUAGAAAGGAGGUGUAUUUUGAUAAGCUUCCUGAAUAAUGCCAUUUCUGAGAUUUUUUUGACACUUAAAGAAAAAGCUGCAUGUUAUGCAGUAGCAUUUGUACAAAGAACAAUACCUGCUUUCAUUGUGAACAGUCUUUUCCCUGUUUCCCACCCGACUUCUUGCAGCAGCACACAUGGGACAUGUGCCAGAAAGUGUGGUGCUCAUGGGUAGCUUUUCUAUGUCUUUUUUGUUUGUUCACUUUGUUUUGAGGAAAGGUCCCAAACUGAACCUAGUAGCAGAGCUAGUAGCUUGAAGGGUCCCGGGUGGCAUAAGGCCGAAAAGAGAUCACCAGCAGACUUCAGCCCCUAGCCGAGUCAGGACGUCCAGCUGUCACUGGUGGGGAACAUCUCGGAGUCUUCCGGAGACUUACCAGAAGCCCUUCCUGCAGGGGUGGCAUGGCUCCCUCCGUACCUGCCACAGCUCAGUCAAGAACUGGCACGUGGAGCCAUCUGGGUAAGCCUCCAUGCUUCUUUCAGGGAUCAGUGCAAACCACAGCUCGGAUCUCUUUGCCACUGCCUGUCUGACAAAGUUGUUGCCAGGUUACUGGGCAUCCAGCCUUCCUGCAGAAUUCCACCCCUGGAGUGACUGGUUCCAGAAAAGGGUGAGAACUCUGAACUAUCCCAGCAGGUUUGCUGUAGACAGCAGAGCACAGCCUCAUGUCCCCUUCUGUUCAGAAAGACAUAUGAGGACAGCUAAGGAACAUCUGUUCUGAGCGCACUUUUAUAGGUUUUAUGCUUUAGCAUGUCUGGGAGAUGGGUUAAUGAACAAUAUAAUAAUAUGGGUAAAUGCGAGAUCCAGACCUUUAUUUUUCUUAUGGAAAUGUUGGAACUACUCAGUAAGAAUUCACUCAGAAGGGAACAUACAGAACACCAAAAGGAAAAUGCAUGUUGGUAUAGGAACCUCUCAAUUUAGUAGGGCCAGGGCUUGCACUGUUGCAUUUAUCAGGCUUUCUAGGCUGGUAGGCUUCUUGUCUGUUUGUUACUAUUUUGGUGGUAUGGUGCGGGGAGAGGGGAGUAGUUGUCAAGUCCUACAAAUAAGCUCAUUCUCUAUCUACCCUGCUCUCCCACUGCCCUGCAAAGAGUGAUUCCUCCUAUACCUAUGCAAAGAAGUGAGAGCACCUUAUAGGAUGCACUGUGUUGAGAAGGGGGGCCUAGGAUCAGCCAUAGGAAUGGUAAAUGAAAUUGCACAGAGGAAAGCUUAAUAUAUGUUUAGAAAUUGUACAUACAUUUUUAAAUAAAAAGUAGAAAGAAGUCACCUAGUAAUAGUAGAAAUACACUUUUUUAAAUAAGUGAGGCAAAUAUAAGGAGGUGCUACUGUGUUACAUCUAUGAUCUGUGCAUUCCUAUAUUUUGGCAGUUUUGUUUUUGAAGCUCUCACAUGAAUUUUUAAACAUUAUUCCUUGGAAGAGAUCCUAUUUUCCACCUUCAUUUAUAUUUUUCUUUAAAACAGUUAUUUGAAGAGAGCAGGAAAAAAGUUGUAUUUAAUUUCACAUUAUAAUUACUGGUCAGUACUAGCCACAGCACUAUGGUCAGCCAGGAAAGGGCACGAUUUUAGUGCGGAAGUGUAUUUGCAUCUUCUUCUGCAGCCCAUCGUUUCUCCUCCCCGGUGUCCUGUCACUUCACCUACAGCACCCUCUAAGAGGUGAUGCUCUGACCUGGUCCAGGAGGCCUGAGCUAUGGGUGGCUUGCCUAGUGGCCACAUUGAGUCCAGGGCUGUUCAACCAUUUGAGCAGUUUCACCAUGUGCUUAAGUGAUGAUUGGGGUGCAAUCCUGGAGCAGAGGUUUCCUCAGUAACAAAGCUCCCUGGCCCUUGAUCCUUGGAUUAAGUCACUAAUCAAAAGAGAUUGAAAUCAUGAGGGGCUAAAUCUAUAUAUCCACUGCCCCCCAGAACACAGGGGCCAGAGGCAGGAGAGAUCUUUGGAGCAGUCCUGUAGUGAGGCUGUGGCUCUACCCCCGGGAGAUGCGGCCAGUAGUUAGUUUUGAGCUCUGGCCUGGAUAGCCAAACUUGGUCCUUAGCUGGUUUUCAGCCACUGCACAGCUAUAAGCAGAAGCACAGAGCUGAACGCAGCAUCCCUGGGAUUUCUUCUCCUUCCUCACACCUUCUUUACAUACUCUCUUCUGCCUCUCCUGCCCACAUACGAGCUCUUUUAUGCCAACUCCUCUCUGUGUACCCUCUUCUCUGGCUUCUAGGUGUGUGCAGACGAUCAGUACCUUCCCGCACACACAGAUACCCAAUCCCUGUGUAAGGCACAAGUAACUAGGGGACCACCAAGCUUUACCAGGCUGGCCUUGAAGGAAAGGGGUUAAACAUCUUGCAGGGCACUCGGAAAGGUAUGAAUUGUAAUAUACAGUGCUGAUUGUAAAAGCUAAAAUUAACAACAACAAAAAAUGUAGAGCUAUUUUGUUAUACUUUGGAACUAAACGAAGUGCCAAAUUAAGCCCAACAUUCAUUUUUAUGCCAUCUCUUCGGUACCACAUUCUUUCCGUCUUCCUUUGACCAGGGGAGGCAGGAGAGGCGUGGGAAGGGAGGCCCUGCCUAUCACAGGGCUCUCGGAGACCUGUCUGUGCAACAGGAAAGGCAAUACAAUGGAUUCUCAUCCCAAAGUAUUUCUAAGUAUGGCAUUUUGUAGCAUAUAGACUUUUCUCUCCCUCAAUACCCCUUCCUUCAGAAAAGAUUUCUCAUCUCUCUCCAAAGAAGACUUUUCAUAGUGAUGGACAGGCAUUCUCCAGAUAGCUGCAAAGCAAAGAGUGUUCCCAGGCAGAAGUUUUAAGCUUUAGUCUUCCCCACAUGCACCCACUUUGUGGAAGACAGUGUGACAACUUGGAGAAAACACCCAAACAGCAAGUGGGUAGAGAGCCAGAGAGGAGAUACGAGAGGCAUGCGGGCACCUGGCUCCCCUUCCUCUUCCUAGUACUGGCGUGGUGACCGCCCCUGUUCACCCUCCAGGGGCUGCUGCCUGAAGCAAGGAAUGCGCUGCCUCACCCCAAGGGAAGCAGCUCAGGGACGCCUGGCUGCCCUGCACAGCCCUGGUGCACACGGACUUCUCCACCACACUUGCUGGAAAGUUCCCUCCCUUGGUUGGCAAAAGCGGGUAUCAGGAAGAGGGCAAGUGGGCAUCUGACCAGGAAUGCGCGCAUUCAGCUGCGAAGUGCCUGUCAGCAGCCCCGUGCGCCUGCACAGUGCCGUGUACUGGACGAUUCCUUGUCUGGACGAGAAGGUUCAAUAGAAAAUCAUGCUUGUUACAGUUCUUGGGCUUUCCAAACACCUUUUAAAGAAAUAGCUACAUGUAUGCUGCAAAAGAUUUCUGAAACUGAAAUGCCCUCUACCAAAUUUCAAGAUGGAGUUUAAGUUGGCUGUCUCUGGUGUCACAGGGGAAGCCCCACGUUUGAAACAGCCCUGGGGUGUGAAUCAGCCGGCACUGUGGAAUCCAUUUCCUCCUUCAUCUGAGUUCAUUGGAAAAUGAAAGUGCAGCAUUCAUUUGAGAAUGUUGUCAGAAAAGUGGCAAGAAUUGUACAUACAGGAGAGAAUAGUUUGAGAACAGUAGCAAAAUACUGUAAAUAAUACUCAUUUCCUCAGGGAAAAAGAAAGGGUAUGUGAAAAAUAGAUCUGGACAGUCCUAAGACUAGAAAGACCUUUAUAAUCUCCAGAGUCUUUCCUAGUCAGAACAGUUCUUUUUAAACGAACAUGGUAUUAUUUUAAGACAAAUUUACAUGAACUGAAAGUACCGAUUUUUGAGAUGUGGAGGAAUGCCCUACGAGAAAGAGCUGUUUCUUUGUAGCUGACAUUUGAACCACAGGCAUAGUCCCUGGUGGGUAUUCACAGACUCAUGUAAGGUUUUUCUGAAUGUAAUUGUGAAUCUGAAGCCUUGGUAUUCCUUUUUUAGAAUCACCCAGUUAGAUGACUGGUUAUUAGCUAUAAGCAGAAUUCUGUAAGUGAAAGCCGUUAAAAGACAUGCAUUUUGCUUUAGUAGCAUGUUAAAGAGCAAACUUCAUGGACUUUUGUGGACAAGGUGCUGCUUUUUCUCAUGACCCUAUAGAAGUUCUAUCGACCACAUCAACUAUAGUGUUGCCCUGUCUGAAGGCAGGGAAGAAUUUGUGCAUACAAAUGAGUGGAAACAGAGCAGGAUUCAUGAAUAUGGAUGAGGAUGUGGAUCAUUUUGGAGAAUGCACUGGGCACACGGGUCAACUGGAAAUUUCACUUCUCUAGGAAAAUAACCCUACCAGCGGCACACACUCUCCCUGUUCCCACACCUGUGGAGAUUCCUCCAUGUAGGAACUGUGUGUAAUGUCUUUUUGCAUUGUAACUAAUCAAAAGAAAAGUCAGUUUGCAAAAAUGAGAUUAACAUUUUUAGGUUCCGAUUGGGGCACUAACUAGUGCACACCAACAGAGCAAGAAAGUAUAAACUGUAUUUAAGUAGGACUGGUUUGCUUAUUGUGACUGACUUUGAAAAAGCCCAUAUCCAAUGAUAUACGUGCUUUAAAAGGUGUAUCUAUCAAAGGACCAGAAAUCAAAAUGAGAAUUUUACUUUCUGGUCCUAUUUUGUAAAUAGCUCCUUUUUUCUUUUUUUUCGAAGACAAUCUCAUGUUUUAUAACCUUUCUUGUGGGUCUGCAAAUCACAAUGGUAAUGUGUUGUGUCAAAAUGUAAUCUUAAAUACCAUAAUAACUAUAACUUAAUUUUCCAAAUAAGACAAGAAAUAUACUGCUUAGGCUUCUACCAUUCUAAGGGACAUGACACUUUUAUAAUAAACAUUAGUACUUCUCAAGUUAACAGAACUGGAAAUAUUUUACAAGAUGCAGCCUUUUGUAAUCACAAAAACAUGAACAUUUUGUGGGAAAUGACCUUGGUUUUAUACAUUGUAGCUUAUUUUUUAAAAUACAGUAUUUUGCCAGACAGGAAGUGUCAAUACUAUAAGCAAUUCCUGCUCUCCAUACAAAGGGCUAUGCCUCUUUUAAGCAAGCGUUUUGAUGCAUAUCUUUUCAAUUAAUCCUCUGCAGCAAUGGUAGAAAUGCAGAUCAGAUGGAAAGAUGAUUACAAGAGAAUCGAGAUGGCAUCAGCUUCUCCUUUUAUCAUUAACAGUGUGUUUUCAAAGUAUUGUGGGAAAAAGACACUUUAAGAAUCAUCCUAUGGAUCUUACAUCCUAAAAAAAAAUGUUAAUAGAUAUGCUUAUAGGUAAUGGGAGAAAUAUUGUUCUAAAUUCCUCAGUGUAAAAUGAUAGAUUCUGUCAUGAACACAGACUUCCUGCUCAACCUAGCAGUACCACAGACCUGCAUUUAACUAUCAAGUAUCAUUUGGUGGAAAUUUCUAAAAUCAUGAUAUGUAAGCCCAAAGAUAGAAUUCUUAAGUGAUCAGUGGUAUUUAAAAUAAUUUUGUCCUCAGCAGUAACUAAAUAAUUUCCAUAUCAGAACAAGUGCUUGAUUUUUCAUGCAAAGAAUUCAGACCUGCAAGGUUGAGAUCAGAAAGUCACUGUAUUCCCAAGAGUUGGGAAACAAGAAAGGGAGCCAUGAAGAGUUUAUUAACUGCACAAAUAAUUCUGAGCUUUGCCAAAACCAUUGCAUAAUGCUGUACAGUUUUUCCUAGCCCACUCACUGUUAAAACAAAAAAGCCUCUUUUCUUUCUAAGAAUUUAAUAAUUCAAAAGCUCGUCUAAUUAGCCAAGUACACAGAGAACAUCAAAAGGAAAGCUGGGAUAGAAUGGCCAUACACCCAUUGGGCAAUUCCUAUGAGGUGGUCAGAGCGUUACUCAGACCUUGACUUCAAAUAAGCUUGAGCUUUUGCACACAUGAGGACUAGAAAUGCACACGUGUAAAAAACAUGUACAGCCUCAACUCCUGGUCUCUGAGAUGAGGCAGUCUACAAAUAUCUGUCUUCAUGCCCUUGGAGAAUCUCCACUUUUAGCAUUAAAAUUCCCAAGAAGUGUUUAUUCUAAAUCUUUAGAACUAAAUUUUGCAUGAGUCUUACUUCAUCUUUAAAUAGAACUUAACUAAUAAUAAAUAAGAGAUGCCUUAGAAAGGCCAGGCAGGUUCUGUAAAUGAACAAUUCAGAUCAAGCAAAAGAGGAACUAGAGAAUGGUAGAGAUCAUGGUGAACCACAGAACUCAUGCCCUUUGAAGGGGGGACCAGCUCUAGACAAUCAGAACAAUGCAGAAAUCAGGCCCAGGGCUGCUAGAUUUUCUGACUUGGAAAUAUGAUGCUACCUGACCAUUUAAGUGUUGACAACUAACUCAAAUUCUUGGCCAACACUGUGCAGACCAAAGAGAACCUGGAUGUGGGCAGAUGCAACCUUUGGCUACCAGUUUCAGCUUUGGAAAGAGAAAAUUCCACAUUCCAUGGCCAUCGGGUCAGGGUCCUCCAUCAGCCCCACAAACUCAAGUGUUGGCACUAUCAGGGCAACUAAAAUCAAAGAAGGCAAGAGGUCAGUUCUCCCCAGAAAUUGUUCUUAUGGAAGACUUGAAUAUAGAAAUAUAAUUUCCUUAAAUUUGUCUUGCCUCUGAAAUAUUAUCCAUCUCUCACUCUGCCUCCUUCUCAUGUGCCCAGACCCUGUCACAAAGCAUUGGAUAACUUCAUCCUAACUCCCUUACUCUUUUCACUACCGUGACCACUGUGAUGAGGGGCUGGCAAAGAGCAGCCUUGUGCCUUCAGAGAAGACAGCACACAUUGCCUCCUUGUGCCAAAGCCCUUUGCCGACCCCUCCACACUCCUUCCCAUUCCAUCCUGUCUCAUCGGUUUUUGUUCCAGGGUAAAAUUUCCAUUGUUUCACCUCUGAUAGGGCAAAAUCCUUGCUUCAGAUCUGGUAGGUGUUUAGAGUAUCCACUAAUCUAAAGAUGGAGUUUUUCUACAUAGAAAAUUUCAGCAUCUUUGUCUGAAAGCAAAGACAAAAUGGAAAUAAUUGUGUCAUGGAAAAAAUUAGAAGCUGCUUCCUUCAUUUGGAAGGACUAAGUUAUUCUAUGUCUUACACCAGAGACCUGAUGGUGUUGGGAUAACCCUUUCACAGAUAUAGUAAAUGAUGUCUCUUUCAGAUAUAUUAUUUCAUUUGACCUUACAAGAAACCAGUGUAGAAUAGGAAUAUUUAGGAUCCCCAUCACUCACCUCCAGAGGAGUCUUGAACCUGUGAGUCAGCCUCAUCACUGCCUGCGAGGAGGAGGACAAGGGCUGCCUCAGACCUCAGUCUUCCCGAAAGACCCUAGACCUGAGAAGACCCAGGGACUCACUCAUCAUGUUCUCCACCCAUCUUUCAAUCCAGGUCUUUCAGCAUAGAAAUAAUAAGCCCACCCAUUCAUGUUGUCAAAUGCAAACUUAAUCGCCUCCAGAUGUGCCCCUUUCUGGCAGCCAGCAUGGCCGUACUCCCCAAGGUACAGCCAUCAUAGUGCUUGAUUAGAAGAGCUUAUCAGCUACUGUGAUGUUCUGAGUAAACAUUUUUACUCCUUGGGAAAAAGUUAUUUUGCUGCAAACAUUCAACAUGUAAACUAAAAUUAAUGCAAGAACAUUUUAAAACAGCACAAAUUUACAAUUUGUAAUGAUCAAAUCAAAAAAUACCAGUUGGAACCCCCUGGCAAUAUGGUUAAGUCAUGUUUCAAUGUGAAUGCAUUUUAAACACCUGUGGCAAUGCCUGAACUUUCUGUCACUGUCCAACACAUGAAUGGGUUUUAUCCCACCCUUCUCCUCAUUAGCUUACCAGGUUUCACACCUUGUGUUUAAGGAAAAGCCACUCGCAAGGAGUUUAAUCAUGGAGCUAGAAGGGGCCAUGGGGCCUGCCACCUAGUUCAUUAACAGGCUUUUUGAUGAAUGAUACAUUUAUUAGGUUUUUAGACUGAUACAGUGCCAGAAGAGAGAACGGUUGAGCACUUUGCCCGUCUACAGGAAUGAAGCCUUUUGCAGAGGUUAGCACCAGUGCUGUGAGUGGCAGGACUUAAAAAGACCCCAGCUUUAUGGAACAACAAGGAGAGCUACCAUUCCAAGAUAACUAUAGACUUUGAAAGGAGGUGAAGAUUGUGAAUUCAAUGUCUUUUAAAAAUGUUCUCCCAGGACUCUCUUGUCCCCUCCUGGCGUGAGCUGGGAGCUCUGUCCUCUCACUUUAUUUCUAAAUAAAAGCCUGUACCUUGCUCUCCUUAAAAAAAAAAAAAAAAAAAAAAAAUGUUCUCCCAUAUUGGGUGCUGUCCAUGUAAUUAUUAACUGCCAUUUUCCAAAGAAAAGAUCCCCUUUAUUUAUGGUAUGAAAAUGUAAAAAAUUAAUUCUAAAGUCUAACUAUUACAUUUACUUCCAUGGGGCAGUUCCCUAAGUUUUCAAUUCAGAAAAUUAGGCAGACCAGAAAGUAAAAAGGCAAGAAAGCUGUCACUAAAGAACAAAAUUGUCUUUUUUUUUUUUUUAAAGGUUGCUUAUCUAUUUUCUUCUGAAUUCUCUCUGCAUCCCUGACUAAAUAGUUGUGAAUCUAAACCACAUUCUCGGGGAAGAAGUUGAGCUUUGAGAGAGAACAGUCACUAUUCUGUUUAUUAGUCUUGUUUCCCCCAUCUUGGCAACCACCUCGCUUUUGCUAGAGAAAUGUUACUCUCCCCCCUCUGUCCUCAUCUGCCCAAGCCAGAGGCCAUGCUCUUAUAAUGCAUGUUCCUUUCCAAAAGCUCCAGAUUAAACUUCUUUGCUUCUGUGCUGCUGAUUUCUCAUACUUAUAUUACAGUCCAAAGGGACAAAUAUUACCGUGCCUGGUAUGUUAGGCUUAGUCAGUGAGGCUCCCCUCUCCUUCAGGAAACAAUGUCCACCUGUCUGAAGGUUCUGAUGAUCAUAUAGAGAGUAGGUCAGGCAGCAAACAGCCUGCCACACUCGUCACAAAAGAUUUGGGCAGACCCUCUCCUAAAGAACGGCAGGGCAGACACGUAACCCUUUCACUUGGACUCACAGCCCGCAUGCCAGUCCCCUGCCUUGCUCGUGGAAAGUGAACCAACACGGAAGGACAGAGAAAGAGAGCUUCACAUGGACUUGCUCCAGUCCCUGACCUCUGCCCACAAUUGUGGAGCGGGAAAACUGCUCCAUGGGGCAGUUAUUUUAACUUUACACAAAGAGAAAAUUCCACUCGGCUCCUAUUGUUAAGCACUCAUCCCUCACCCCAAUUUUCUUUUGGGCACAGAGGCCAUGACAGAGAGGAAAGAUGUAGUUUUUUGGGCCAGCAGCUCCAGACUUGGAAUUACCCCUCAGGGAUCUACAGUGUAGCAUAAUCAUAAACUCCCUGCACCCACCCCUUCAAAAAAGGAUGCCUCACUUUGCAGAUUACAAACCCUUGCUUUGCUUUUUACACCUUUUUUUUCCCUAUACACUGCUAAUUGGAAAUCAAUGACUGUGACUUGACCAAGCCCUGUGAUGACAGCAAAGCCCCUCUUCCAAAGUAUCCUGACUGGGGGACCUCCAUGAUCACUGGUAGAAAGCUUUAGAACAGACUUGGGUUUUUAGGGAAGAACUCAAUAAGCCCCAAAUGCACUUAUUCCAUGACUUCAACAACAAAAUGCCCUGGGUGUAAAAUAAUCCAGGAAUGUGGAUCAUAUAUGUUUUUUUAAAUGUCAUUAAUAUUUUCCUACAACAUGACCUAAAAAGUUCCUAUUUUUAUAAUUAAUGGUUGGACAAGGGUCAGCCAUUUAAGCAUAUGCUCUCUGGAAUACCCAGACACUAGUAUAGUUUCCAAAGUAUUUCGUGUAUCAAAAUCUAUAUACUUAGAAGAACAACUCAGGAUAAGGAAAAAAUUGCUAGGUCCCAAAGGGUUCAUGACUAUCAUCAACUGCCAAGUGGCCUGCGGUCAUCUUUUUCAAAUGAGGGGACUGGAGGAGAGAAGAGCCAUUAUCACAAAACCUGUUGCCCUUCGUCCCCAUCAUAAGGUUUAAAAAAAAUUCUACUUUUUAAAAUCAAGCCGUCUUUCAAAUUAUUUUCUACACCAAAUCUAAAAUAUUAAAGUGAAAUUAUAAAAGAUUUUAAAUGGGGCAUUUGGGAGCAAUUCUGUCAGUAGGAAGCACAGUUUCUGGUGCCUAGCAAACAAGUAGAGAGACAGAUGGAUUGCAAGGAAAGCAACAGGCCCCCCUCAUGAGGCGCACUGAAAUGGCAGCACUGGGCACAAGUUCAAAAGCAAUGUGGCAACGUUAUCCAGUUUUUAGAGAUCUCUUGAGAUACCAUCUUACCACCACUGAGGUGGUGAGCAGUUGCUUACAAAAAGUCUUUAAUAGUUGUGAAUGAAUGUAUACAGUUGCGAACUAUGCAUUUUCAAAGAAUAACAUGUAUUUUGUAUUGAAUCCAAGUAAAUUUUUUCCUAGAGACUUACCACCACCACCACAAAUUAUUCAAUAUGAACUUGAAUGUGUAUGAUGAUGAGGAUGUGGGACUCCCAUCUAUGGUCUUCUAGCCGAUAUUUGUAAGACAGCGCAUUGAAACUUAAAGCUCUAAAUAAAUUCAGACAUUAAGGUGAAUAAAUAGGAAAUGGUUUAUAUUUUACUUGUUAAGCAGAAACGGGAAAUGUUGGCUGUUAGAAAAUCUGCCCACUUUUUCCGGGGUGGAUGUUCUCGUAACACUGGAUUAACAAGCAAACAAAAGUUCAUAAAGUUAAUGAGUACGGCACCAGCUACACACAGCGUAGGUUGUGUCUCUUGUGUUUAAUUCUCAGUCUAAGAAAAAUAAAACUAUUCUCCAAAACAUUUGGGUUAUACAGUUUCAGAGAACAAAAUAUAAAAAUAUUGUCCAGCAAUGCAAAUCAUUGAUCCUUUUUUCAUAAUUACAUGGAGAUAAUUAUUUAUAUUUUUGGAAAGUCCAUAUAAAAUAUACACAUUUCUUUAGUCCUCUUGUUGCUUUUGUAUUUCCAUGAAACUGUCUUCCUUAAUCAUUUAUCUUUGCUCCUUAAUCAGUACUUUACUACAUUACUCAGCGUGAACAAUGUUGAAAUAAAAAACUCCAUUUCUCUGCCAUUUCGGUUCUCUUCUCUGUCCAUUGAGAAAGUUUCUCAAAUGUUUGUAGGGAAAAUAUGGAAAAACAUACUUCUAAAUCUGGUACUUACAGUUAUACUGGAUAUGUUUGCUACCUAUUUAGAAGUUAUUGGGGGUGGGGAUGUGUCCUUUUUUAUAUGAUUUUUAGCCAAAUUCAGAUGUUCUGAUACUACAUUUCUGAAUACCUAUCUGACUGUAAAUACAGCCUGCAGAUGUUCAGGCGAAUAAACCUUCUACGUGACUGUUCCUCAGCCAUGCUCCUUGCCAGCUUUUGGCACAUUUGUACAUAGAUUUGUUGAAUGUUUAAAUGAUACUGUUUUUCUAAAUGCUGUUCUCUAAAACAACUUCUUGAAUGUUUUUUGCUUUCCAUCGUUUGGGACUUUGUGUGUUGGUUAAAAAAAAAAUGUUUCCUAAAUAUUGAACACCAGGAAAAAUAUUUAAAAUAAACUGGUGCUAAUUGAAACAGAAGAAAAAUUUCUGAUUGAAGAUUUACAAUAUAAGAAGUUCACACCAGUUAAACUAAACUAAACUGCACUUUUGCGAGGGAAGAGCUGCCAUCUACCUGCAAUGGGCAUCAGGAAGACCACUGAAUGUUUACAGUUUCUGCGGCCCAUUUAAGUGUAAAAUAAUAGAAAUGGCACUGUCCCCCCAGAGUGGAGGAUUUGCUAUGUUGGUUCUAUGGAAGCAUUUAAGUAGAAGUAAAGGCUUAUAGUAAGAAUCACUUUAGUAAUAGUCUUCUGAUCUUUGGCCUUUCACAUUCUGUAAUGCUUAGCUGUGACAAUGAAUAUGGUGUUGCCAGUCUAGUCCGACAUCGUUGUUGACCUGUACUUACUGUGCAUAUGGUUCUACUUUGGGUUGCCCUGGGACAUGCAGAGCCAGAACACUGGAUGGACAUUCAGUAAGACCAUUCUGACUUCUACAGUGUACACACAUGAAUUUAAUGCAUUUGUAACUGGCUGAUUACCAUGAAGUCUAACUCCACUUAAUAAAAGUUUUUGUGUAUCUGCUUCU